Molecule: messenger RNA, 1210 nt
Organism: Oryzias melastigma (Indian medaka)
Lineage: Eukaryota; Metazoa; Chordata; Actinopteri; Beloniformes; Adrianichthyidae
Molecular function (GO): DNA binding
Source: RefSeq, a predicted model, not a curated record
CCAAGGCGCUCCCCUGCUGCUCUAUGAGAAUCUUCCCGGAACCUUCUGGACCAACACAAACCUGGACCAGAAUCAAGCUCCGCCUGAUGCAGCUGAAGCUCAGAUCUCUGAACCGAGUUCGUCCACAGAACCCAAACAAUACUCGCUCAUCGGACCGUCGCAGCCUUCCGCACCUUAUCCUCUGAUCCGGUCCAAAACCGGCAGAAUCAUCCUCCCUUCGUCUCUGAGGACGGUAGUUGGUCAAGGCUAUUACACGCUGAUGGUCAUCCAACCCAAUCAGACGACAGGCGAGGCGGACUCGUCUUCUUCCACCACGCCGUCUUCUGACCCGGUCCAGUCCAACGGUCUAGAGGACGCCGCCCCGCCUGAUGCUGCGUCCUCAGACCUGGAUGUGUCUUCCGACCUGCAGGCCCCCCUCACUGACGAGGCCUUCUUCAACAAGUCCAGGUCCUCACCGGAUCCGGUGGAGAUGGAUGACCAGCACGCCAUGACGGAAGCUGCUCAGCUGUGCUUCAAUUCUCUGCUUCCGGGUCAGCGGAGGCGCGAGCGUGGAGACGCCCGCCGCAGAGGCCGGCCCAGAAAACACCAGUUUUCUUUAGACGACCAGCGAGGUGAAGCGAUAAGUCCGAGCGAGACGUCCGGAGAGACGCUCCCUACGGAGAUGACGUCACCGCAGGAUUCCCCCAUCGGCCUUUACUGCAUCCCGUCCAAACGCGGCAGAGGACGGCCUCCGAAGACGAAGUCGGCGCUGUCACGAGGUUCUGUCCGGCGAGCGUCGGAAAGCCGGGCGGAAGCGGACAGCUCUGUCCGAAUCUCCGUCAGGACACCGAAGAGCUCUGAUCCGGCCGGACUGUCGCGGCCGCUGACCCGCGGCUCCAUGGGGAAGGACUUCCCCAGCGCCAAGAAACGCUCCUGGGAGGACAUCGAGAAGGAGCUGGACCCGGACCUGGACCUGGAGUUUGAGUAGUUUGAUCUCAGGUCACCUGCAUGAAUUUAUCAGCAUUACCGAACGUGCCUGACCACAACAAUCAUGAUGGAGACCGAAAAGCUGUGCAAGAUAUCCGAUGGCAUUAGAGCGGUGACGUGCUGAAUGUACGCUGAGGUGACCAUGUUACCUUCAGGGUCACCUCCAUGUUUGCUUUUUAAAUCCACCUCUUUCUGUAGCUGAGAGAAAACAUGAACAGAAUAAAGUUUAGGCAGACAAACCACA